UCGGAUUUCACUCGGCUACUUCGUGCAGUGAAUAUCGGCCGUUGACCACUUUUGACGCAAUUCUUUAAAAUAAAAGCGUUCUCCAACGGGAGUUUUUGGCGGAAUUGUGAAGAAAAUCAAAAUUUUAGUGCGUUUUCUAGAAGAACAUUCAGUAAAAUCAUGAGGAAAUCACGCAUUGAUGAAUCAGCAACGAAAUCACAUAGGCAAAGUCGGAUUGCUGUGCCAAUUAAGAGGAGUACUUUUGGCCAGAGAGAAUCCAUAGAUCCACGAACAAGAUCUGCAGACCGUGGAUUCACCUUGAGGAAAACCUCCCUCGCUGGACCAAUGAUGCAUCGUAAAAGAUCUAACAGUGCCACUCCCAUGAGGACACCCAUGAGAACUCCCUCGACCACAAGACUCGCUCCCAGUACCACGGACAAGAAGAGAACUCCACAGAAUGACAAAGUUUGGUUUCAGGGACAACUCAACCGGAUCUUCAACUACAUUGGGAACAUUGAGGGUGUAGACAAGAAUUUUGUGCAGAAGAGGGACAUCCGGCAGAUGACAAUCAACGAUUUCCUGAGAAUUAUGUGUCACCUGGCCAAACUCUGGGUGCCACGGGUAUCUUUCAGCAAUAACUACGCAGAUGAGAUCUAUGAGAUGCUGUGCAAACUCAGGUAUCCCUACAAUUUCAAUAAAUCUUGGCUAAAAACUCCCAACGCGCCCCAUUCUCUCAAUCACAUUGUCGUGCUAAUUGGAUGGCUCCUAGACGGUGUCCGGGAUGACACAGAACAAUUCAUCUUUGAUGAUUUCAUUGAUUUCGAUGAGUUUCCCUCAAUGCCCUUCGUAAGGCUCUUCCGGGAAACUGUCAGUGAUACCUACCAAAUGUGGAAUGAUGAUAGAGAUCACGAUCAUGAGAUUGCCGAAGCUAAAAUUGAUCUCCUCAACAAUUACAUCAAUGAGAGUGUCGGUUUUUCCAGCGAGAAAGAAAUACAGGAGGCUAUUGCAACGCUCAAGGAAGAAUGUACAAAUCUGCAGGCAGACUCUGACGAAUGGGAAAAGAGGCAUGUAGGAACAGCAAAACUCCAGCAUUUGCUGAAAGAGAAACAGCACCAAUUGACCACAGUUCGGGCAGAAAUUGAGAAGAAGACAAGGGAUACUGAGCUGAAUAGGGAAGGUGUGGAGAGCAAAAGCAAAUCCUUGGAGGAGUUAAAGACCAGGAUGGAGCUUACGAAGAGAGAAUGGAAACAACAGGAAAAGGAGGACAGGACUGGGAAGCAUGAGGCAUUGCUGAAUACUCUGCACGAGGAGAAGAUACUGGUUCAGUCCAUGGUAGAGCACUCGGACAAAGUGAAGGCAAUUGGAUUUGAUGUUCAGAUCGAAAAAUCUAGGUUACUGAAGAAACUUCAUGAUAUCACGAACGAAGUUAAUCUCUCUUUGCAUUGCAUUAUAAAAGACUGCCCACUUGAAGUGCAGUUCGAUGAAUUGACUCUCGAACCAAAUUGCUAUGAUGCCGAAAAGCUUUCCAAAAUCUAUAAAAAACUGAACAUCAUUCAGGAUACGAUGUCGGAGAAGAUUCAGAAGAAGUACAUGCAUAUUGUUCGACUAAAAAGUGAACUUGAUAUGGGUUUGAAGAAGGAUGUCGAAAGAUGCGAAAAGUCCUUAGAGAAGCUUACAAAGGUAUUCAAUGAACUGGAGACACAAUUGGCAAAAUUUACAUCGACCAGUGAGCACAAUCGUGUUAUAAUUCUGGGCAGAAUUGAGAGUGCUGAGAAGAGAAAGAAAGAUCUGCAGGAGUUAAUAGAGCAACUUGAGGAGGAAAUUCGUGAAGAGAAGGAGAAACAGAAAAAUAUUCUGAAGAAAUUCCGCGAAGAGAGUGAGGAGAUUUUGCGACAGAAACAGCAACUUUUGGAUCAAUUGACCAAAGAUGCUGAAUUUCUGCGUGAAGAACUCAAGCGCUUCGGUAUAAAUCCUGAUGCAUGGAAGAAAGGUACAUAAAUUUUAAAUUUAUCUAAUAUUUUUAUUAUUAUUAUUAUUCAUUCAAACAUUCAAUAGAUUACAAUUUUUUUGCGCUAAAA
This is a messenger RNA of Phlebotomus papatasi, 2057 nucleotides long. RefSeq names its product kinetochore protein ndc-80 (gene Ndc80). Lineage: Eukaryota; Metazoa; Arthropoda; Insecta; Diptera; Psychodidae. The record is from RefSeq and is a predicted model, not a curated record. Gene Ontology annotation, cellular component: Ndc80 complex. Gene Ontology annotation, biological process: attachment of mitotic spindle microtubules to kinetochore. The transcript is spliced from 3 exons. The coding region runs from base 160 to 1977 and encodes 605 amino acids.